GUAAAAUAAUGGUUGUGUAUGUAUAAGCUGUAAAUGAUUAGGUUUAUUAGGACAGAGGUGACAUUUUCACUUGGUAACACGACGACCUCUUCUGAGGUAAAAGUCUGCACCUGAGGUAACACGGACAGUUCCCUCCUCCGCCAGUUGUGAUCACAUGACCUCCCCGAUCGCCUACGGGCUGUCAUGUCGCGUUUAGUAAAUGGGCGGUGUCUGUCUUGUGAUUGGAGGCGGGACUAUGAGCUCGGUGGGCGUGGCUGGAUAGCGGAGUGACGGGACGUGUCCGCUGCCGUUACCGUGAUUGACUUGCGGCUACGUGCGUCUCCAGCAGCAGGGAUGCGGGCCGCCAUGGGGUCGGCGUACAUCCGGCUGCGGCGGCUGACGGACUCCCUGCAGGACCCGGAGAAGGUGGCCCGCUUCCAGCGGCUGUGCGGAGUACAGAGCUCGCCAUCACAUGAGGAGAGGGAAACCCAGGAGGCCGCCGGGGACGGGCCCAGCAGACACCGGGGAAGCCGGCACCAGAAUGGGCUGGUGGAGAACGGAGCUGCGGGGUGUUCGGAGAAGAAGGAGAAGAUGCAGGCGCAGCGGCGGAACUCUCUGACCGGAGAGGAGGGACAGCACUUCAUCAUCCGCAACCGGCUGCUCUUCUACCUGUUCACACUGGGCACCGAGCUGGGCAACGAGCUCUUCUACAUCUCCUUCUUCCCGUUCUGGAUAUGGAACGUGGACGCGCAGGUCGGGCGGCGGGUGAUCGUGGUGUGGGUGUGGGUGAUGUAUCUGGGCCAGUGCACCAAGGACCUGAUCGGCUGGCCCCGGCCGCCCUCCCCGCCUGUGCUCAAGCUGGAGGUCUUCUACAACUCGGAGUACGGCAUGCCCUCCACCCACGCCAUGGCCGGCACCGCCAUCCCCCUGUCCCUGCUGCUGCUCACCUGGGGCCGAUGGCAGUAUCCAUUCUUUUUUGGGCUCAUUCUUGCCAUUGUCUGGUGUACCUUGGUGUGCCUUAGCCGUGUUUAUAUGGGGAUGCAUUCCAUUUUGGAUGUCGUAGCCGGUGUCCUUUAUGCAGUCCUAAUUUUGAUUGUCUUCCAUCCGGCUCUGGAUAUCAUUGACAAUUUCAACCUGACUUACAAGUAUGCCCCCCUCAUAAUAAUCAGCCUGCACCUCGCGCUGGGCAUUUUCUCCUUCACGCUUGAUACAUGGAGCACAUCCCGUGGGGAUACUGCAGAAAUUCUUGGCAGCGGUGCUGGGAUCGCCUGCGGGUCACACGUUAGUCACAUGUUGGGGUACUUGAAGGAACCAUCGCCGGAUACAUUGCCUUUCCCCAUUCCACCUAUCACAGUGACUCUGCUGGGAAAAGCGAUGCUACGGGUUUUAAUGGGAUUAGUCGUUUUAUUACUGAUCAGAGCCGUCAUGAAGAUGAUCACCAUUCCUAUGGCCUGCAAAGUGUUUGGCAUUCCUUGUGAUGAUGUAAGAAAGGCAAGACAACGCAUGGAGGUGGAACUCCCGUACCGCUAUAUUACCUACGGCAUGGUUGGAUUUGCAGUCAUGUUCAUUGUUCCAUAUAUGUUUACAUGGGUGGGACUGCAUUGAUGAUGAACUUCUCAAGGAGAGACAGAAGUGCUUUGCGAUAUUUUUUUAAAUGAUUCCAAAUGCUCAAGACGGACUUAUUGUCUUCUUAGAAGGAGGUGCUUAAAUAUUGAAUAAUUCUACUAUUCAUUUCUAAAGUGCACUGGUAGAAAAGUAAGUUUUGGGCCUAAAUAGCAAUAAACGGCCCUUGAUUUAUUUUUAUUUUAUUUUUCAUUUGAAUUGCAGCUACUUGCAAGCCUAGUGUAUAUUGGUUUUAUAUUCUAAAACCACUUUUUUUUUCUUUUAGAUUCAGGUACUGUAUAAACCUGCUUGAGAAUUGUGCCUUUAUUUGCUAAUAAUCACAAUGCCAUGUAUACUGUGAUGUUAGAGACAAGCAUCCAGAACAUUGCUUGAACUAGACGAAUAAUUUUUACACCGCAACGACAAUGCCUGUUAGCAUGUGUAAAUUGUUAAAUGCAGCAGAACUAUAAUGCCUGGGAGAGACGGCAAUAGCCAUGUGAUUUUGGCAUGCUUCUUUAUAGAGCCUAUCAUUAAUGUGAGAGGGAGCCUGCCAAGAAUUAACCCUUACCCUGCAGCCAUCCAGUUCAGCAGGUGUACAGCCUUUCCUCUGGACUCUGGUUUGUAGGGCUGCACAGCGGGCUUGGCACUUACUGGGUCUCUGCUAGCGUCUGGUCAGGCCAAAGGCCCAAUGGUCAGGAUAGACUUGCAGACGUGAUUCAAAUGCAAAAAUGUGUCUGUAUUAAUAGUGUGAAGCUGGCAUUAAAGGGGUACUCCAGUGGGAAACUUUUUUUUUUUUUUAUCAACUGGUGCCAGAAAGUUACAGAUGUGUAAAUGGCUUCUUUUAAAAAAAAUCUUUACCCUUUCAGUACUUUUUAGCAUCUGUAUGCUACAAAGGAAAUUCAUUCCUUUUUGGAUGUAUUUUUUCGUCUUGUCAACAGUGCUCUCUGCUGACACCUGAUGCCCGUAUCAGGAACUGUCCAGAGCAGGAGAAAAUCCCCAUAGCAAACCUAUGCUACUGCCAGAACUGGUGCCAGAAAGUUAAACAGAUUUGUAAAUGACCUCUAUUAAAAAAAAAUCUUAAUCCUUCCAGUACUUAUUAGCAGCUGUAUACUACAGGGGAAAUACUUUUCUUUUUGGAUUUCUCUUCUGUCACGACCACAGUGCUCUCUGCUGACCAUUUUAGGAACUGUCCAGAGCCAGAGAAAACCUCCGUAGCAAACAUAGGCUGCUCUUGACAGUUUCUAAAAUGGACAGCAGAAGUCAGCAGAGAGCACUGUGGUUGCGACAGAAGAGAAAUCCAAAGAGAGAAGCAUUUCCUCUGUAGUAUGCAGCCCCUAAAAAGUACUGGAAGGAUUAAGAUUUUUUUUUUUAACAGAAGUAAUUUACAAAUCUUUCUUGCACCAGUUCAUAAAACAUUUUUUUUCCACCAGAGUACCCCUUUAACAGGGUUCGGAAAAGGAUCAGCUUUUUUUAUCGUCCCCAUUCAGCCACAGCCUAAAGCCAAGGUUGGCGCUAAUUCUGCAGACACAGACCCCUUUUUUAUUUUUUUGGUAAUGUCUUAAAUUCUUUCUGGGCAUCUAGUAGAUACCCCUGUAAAAUCGCUCUCAUAUCAGGUGUGCUUUAAUAGGUAUAAUUUCAAUUAUUUUUAUUUCUAAUAACCACUAUGUACAUUUCAUUCAUUUUAGAUGCAUCUUAUAUUAGCCCCCCCCCCCCCAUGUGUGUAUGUGAUCACGUAUGUAUGUAUGUACGUCUGUCUGUGUGGGAUGAAUUCAUUUCAUGUACUUCAAAUACCUUAUACGUGUUAAUUGUUGUUCAUACUUUGUAGCGCUUUGUGGUCCAGCUAUUGCAAGAUCACUAUGUAGGCACUGAUUUAUGGCUUCUUAGUAUCCCGUCAUAUUCUAGUCCUGACAGUCCUCUUGUAUGGAGGAUAUAGUUGGGGACACCUUGGUUGAGCCAUCAUUACUGGGAGCCAUACAUUUAUGGUACGUUUAAGAUUUCCGAAUGUAAGUGAAUUAUCUUGUAAUGCAGUAAGAAAAGAUUGCCUGCAGUAUGAUUCCUAGGAGUACAUCUAAUCAGCUGGUAAGAAGUUAGUCAAUGGGGUUGUCUAGUUUUAUAAAACCCAUUUUAACUUGUUCUAUUAUGGUGUUGGGUGGGGGUCAUGUGUUGAGGAUCCUCUUCCAUAGUAAAGAGUGGCUCCUAAGAGUGUCGCUUGUUCUUGAGGACCUGUCCUGCAUUAUGUAGAUGACACUGUAAUACAGUGUUUCCCAACC
This is a messenger RNA of Hyla sarda, 3851 nucleotides long. It is a transcript of the gene SGPP1, whose product is annotated as sphingosine-1-phosphate phosphatase 1. The coding region runs from base 334 to 1584 and encodes 416 amino acids. The record is from RefSeq and is a predicted model, not a curated record. NCBI's taxonomy places the organism in Eukaryota, Metazoa, Chordata, Amphibia, Anura, Hylidae. The transcript has 3 exons. Gene Ontology annotation, biological process: phospholipid dephosphorylation; sphingosine metabolic process. Gene Ontology annotation, cellular component: endoplasmic reticulum membrane. Gene Ontology annotation, molecular function: sphingosine-1-phosphate phosphatase activity.